AUGGUCGGCAAAGUCAGCGAGAGGGUCCUCCUCCGGGAAGGCCUCGAGAGGACCGACAAUGGCAUGAAACUGUCAAACUGGCCCGAUGUCACGCCCAUCAACCAGAAGAACUACUACACCGAUUACAUGAAGCGCGAUGACCAAGUUCUCGCCCUCCGACUCCAGAACGACGCGACCCGCGAUCGAUUAGUUCAGCAUGCCCGAGACCGCGACCGGGCUCUUUCGAAGACGGCCAAUGGCGAGCUCCCUCUUCCCGUCGCAGAUCUACCCGAGGAAGAUGGUGCCACGACGCCCUCAGCCGGCCUGGACCCAUCGAGGGUCAUUGUCAUCCACCCUGGAAGCCAGAACCUACGCAUUGGCUUUGCUAGUGACGCGCUCCCGAAGACGAUCCCGAUGACUCUGGCGACUAAGUUUCCCCAGACCGAAACCGACAUGUACGAGGCGCUUCCGAGAAGGCAGUUUGAGGCCAAGUCGGUGGAGCAGCAAUACAACGAGGAUUGGGCCAAGAAAUACAAGGACAUGUCUCAUGACCUCAAAGUCGAGAUGCGUGCAAACAAGCGCAAGGUUCUCCCCAACUCGAAGGAGUUGGUUCAGACUUUCAAUCGCCGUACCGAACCCGAAAUCAUCCAAAAGCACAACGACCCUCUUGAGAUUGAGUGGACCGACAUCGACACCCUCGAUGACCCAGAGUCUCUCGCAUCCUGCUUUAUUGGAAACCAAGCCCUGCGCGUUCCGGACGAUUCAACCCCAAAGUUCAAGCUCUGGUGGCCUGUCCAGAACGGCUCGUGGAACGAGGAUGGCUACACCAGCCAGGAACACCUCUACGAUGAUUUCGAGACCCUGUUGGACAAGGCACUAAGACAAGAACUUGGCUUGAAGACGAACAGCGAGUGGCAGCAGUACAGCUGCGUUUUCGUGAUUCCAGAUCUCUACGACAAGCGAUAUGUCGAGCAGGUGCUGCGGUCCUGCAUGACCUGGUUUGAAUUCAACAGGAUAUGCUUUGUCCAGGAGAGCAUGGCGGCUACUUUUGGUGCCGGAUACACACAGGCAUGUGUAGUUGAUAUGGGAGCCCAGAAGACAUCCGUUACUUGUGUGGAAGACGGACUCUGCAUCGAGGACUCGAGAAUCAACCUCAAGUUCGGAGGGUACGACGUUACCGAGACAUUCAUGAAGAUGAUGCUCUACGACAACUUCCCCUACCAGGAUAUGAACUUGCGGAGGCGGUACGAUUUCCUCUUGGCUGAAGAGUUGAAGAUCAAGCACUGCACCAUGUCUCAGGCGGAUAUCUCGGUUCAACUGUACCAGUUCCAUGUCCGAGCGCCGAACCAACCUACGCGGAAAUACCAGUUCAAGACCUACGACGAGGUCAUCCUCGCCCCAAUGGGAGUUUACGACCCCGAAAUUUUCGAUAACAGCGUCAAGCUGAAGGGCCGACGGAAAUUGGUGGAGCGCUCUUACAACGCAUACGACGUGGAUAUCCCGGAUGAUCCGAAUUCAGCCGCUCAGUUGGCUAUUUUGGCCCUCGUGAAGCCAGAAAUCACGACGAACGCCAACGGCUUCUCCCAAUCGCAACCGGAAGUUUCUACCCCUAGCAAGGAAAAGUCACAGCCGUUCAACUUCCUUAACAAACCCGACAUCGUAAACGGAACGCCGAUGGGAUCCCACGCCGGAUCUCCGGCACCCGAGGGAGCCGGCACACCCGCCCCCCCACCGUUCGUCUUUGGCGGCAGGGACAAGGAAGGAUUGAAUGGAGGAAGCCCUGCGCCAAACGGCACUCGUGCCACGGGGACCCCUGUCCCGGGACAGAACUCGCUGCAGCCACCGGCGGGUAUGUUUGUGGAUGCCUCGGCUCGAUCUGCCAAGGCUUUGGCGAAUGAGCGAGACGAGGUGCUGCCCACCGCGCCGUUGGAUGUUGCUAUCCUUACGAGCAUCCAGAAUGCUGCCAAGGGUGACGACAAGAAGUUGCGUGACCUCUUGGGAAGUAUUAUGGUUGUCGGCGGUGGUGCCAAGAUCCCGCACUUUACUGUCGUCCUCGAGGAGAAGCUCAAGGCGCGGCGGCCUGACCUUUACGACCGCAUCCUGGUGAGCCGAAGCGCCAGGGACAUGGACGAGCAGGUGGUGGCCUGGAAGGGCGCGAGCGUGUUUGCAAAACUGCCGACUAACGACUCGUGGAUCACGCCGUUUGAGUUUGAGCGACUGGGCGCGAGGACGCUCCACCACAAGGUCCUCUGGGCGUGGUAG
Ilyonectria robusta is the source of this 2241-nucleotide messenger RNA. RefSeq names its product actin-related protein, ARP8 class. Gene Ontology annotation, biological process: double-strand break repair; regulation of DNA-templated transcription. The record is from RefSeq and is a predicted model, not a curated record. The transcript has 3 exons. Gene Ontology annotation, cellular component: Ino80 complex. The coding region runs from base 1 to 2241 and encodes 746 amino acids. Lineage: Eukaryota; Fungi; Ascomycota; Sordariomycetes; Hypocreales; Nectriaceae.